Messenger RNA from Alligator sinensis (Chinese alligator), 3457 nucleotides. It is a transcript of the gene UNC13D, whose product is annotated as unc-13 homolog D. Bases 217 to 3432 code for a protein of 1071 amino acids. Lineage: Eukaryota; Metazoa; Chordata; Crocodylia; Alligatoridae. The transcript has 32 exons. The record is from RefSeq and is a predicted model, not a curated record.
GCAGCUCAGUCUAUAGUGAUGGAGCUCUCUGAAUUUCCGUUUGUUACUAUGGUCAGGGUGAGAUAAAGUGUGGUUUCCUCUGAGCAUGCAAACUGAGGGGAAGAGGUAGCACUCGUGAGAAGGGCUGUUCAAGCCGUAAUGAAAAGGAGCAAAAGCUGAGUUCUCUUGGCCUGAAUCUCCUGUACCCUACUCGAGGCGGCUGUGAUCCACUCUAGCAUGGAGCCUGUCAGCGAGAACCCAGCUGGGGACGUCCCUGGGGAGGACAACAGUGAAAUGGAUCUGUCCCACCGAUUUUCGAAAAAAGAGCUUACCCUUCUGUACGAGGAGGUCCUUUAUACCAUACUGUACCGCCUGGGUAAACCUGAACCGAACCAUGUUGCUGAUGCCAGUGAGUUGUAUGAGUACGUCCAGAAGGCCUUCCAAAUGUCUCCAGAGGAGCACCAUAUUUUAAUGCAGCGGGUCAAGAGCCUGGAGAGCCCAAUUUUUUGUCUGAAAGCAACUGUGAAGCAAGCCAAGGGGAUUUUGGGCAAAGAUGUCAGUGGGUUCAGCGAUCCAUACUGCCUGCUGGGGAUCGAGGCCAGGAGCCAGGAGCAUUGCAGUGACAGCAGCUCCUCUCAGGAGAACAAGAAGCGGAUGAAGGCUGUGGUAAAAGACCUGAUCCCUGAAGACCAGAUCCAUCGCACUCAAGUCAUAAAUCAAACGCUCAGUCCCGUGUGGGAUGAAACAUUUAUCCUUGAGUUUAAAGAUGUAGCCAACUCCAGCUUCCACCUGGACAUGUGGGACUCUGAUGUAGUGGAAUCCGUGCGGCACAAGCUGGGAGAGCUGACAGAUCUCCAUGGCUUGAAGAGGAUCUUCAAGGAUGCUCGAAAAGACAAAGGUCAGGACGACUUCCUCGGGAACUUGGUUCUUCGCCUGCAGGACCUGCACUGCAGGGAUGACCAGUGGUACACCCUGGAGCCACGGACAGAAACCUACCCCAACAGGGGACAGUGCCACCUGCAGUUCUUGCUGACUCACAAGAAGAGGUGCACCUUCCUGAGCAAGACCCAGCCGAGUUACACUGUCCAUCGCCACCUGCUGCAGCAGAUGGUGUCAUAUGAGAUGUUGCAGCAUCAGGCUGGGAGUAUCUCCUGGGAUGGGGAGCUGAGCAACCAUGCCAGCACAAUCCUGUACCUGCAUGCUACUCAGAAGGACCUAUCUGACUUCCACCAGGUCAUGGCACAGUGGCUGGCUUACAGCAAGCUCUAUCAGGUCGUAGAAUUCAACAGCAGCUGCCUUCUCCACCAGAUCACCAGCAUUGAGUAUCAGUGGGCCCAGGAAAGGCUGAAACCUGAGCAGAAAUCAGAGCUGGCCGAGUCCUUUGAGUCCUUGCUGGCCUACGGUGUGUCUCUCCUUCAGAAGUACCGCAUCAUAUUCCCACUCUCCACAUCUCAGUCCACACAGAGGCUGCAGUCAUUGCUCAGAGUCCUGGUGCAGAUGUGCAAAAUGAAAGCCUUUCGGGAGCUUUGCUCACUGACCCCUGACCUUCAGCAGAUGGUGACCGAGGCGCUCAAGCUGGGGACUAUGGAGUGGUUUAACUUGAAGAAACAGCACCUGAAGCCCAUGACGAGGGGCAUGGAGGAGAAUGGCAGAGCCCUGGUCAGGCUUCUUGAGGAGGUGAACUGUGACCUCCAGCAAUGCCGCAAAAUUUGGAACAAAUUCUUCAACAACACCUUGAGAGUGGAUCUCUUCUCCGUGGCCUACCUGGAGCUGCAGGACCUGGUUUCACAUCAUGUGAAGGAGCAGCUGAGUGAGAUUGACAGUGGCAUGUCCCAGCUCACAGCAGAGAGCCUGUUCCAGCUCUACCUCAGUUUGCAAGAGCUUUAUCGAAUGAAGACCUUUCUACCAAGCAGGGAUGGCCCUCUUGCUCUGACUGACUUCUACCAGUGGUUUAAAGAGGCCAUUCCCAAGUGGCUCCAGAAGACCUACUCUAUAGCACUGGAGAGGACCCAGCGAGCUAUCCAAGUGGACCAGCUGGUGCCCCUUGGGGAGCUGAACAAACACAGCACGUCCACUGUCGACCUGUCCACUUGCUAUGCUCAGAUUGUGAAGACUUGGCAGCAGCUAGACUGGCCUGAUCCUGAGGAGGCCUUCAUGAUCAUGGUGAAGCUCGUUGAGGACAUGUGCAAAAUCGCUCUGAUGUACUGCAGGCUCAUCAAGACCAGGGCAGAGGAGCUGUCGUCAAAUCAGCAGGACGAAGGAAAUGCAGCCAACAGGCUCUGCAUUGUGGUGAACAACAUUGAGCAGCUGCGGCUGCUGAUCCUGAGGCUGCCGUCGCAGUUGGACUGGGAGCGGCUGGAACGGCGGAUGGGGGACACCAUUGAUCCCGAGCAGAUCCAGCAUACCCUGCACAACCAGCUCCAGGGCACCGUCUCCUGCCUCGACCAUGAGAUCAGAGACGUGGUGCAGACCCUAGCAGCAAAACUGGAAGGUGGGAUCGCCAGGCACAUCCAGGAGCUGUCAACUUCCAGAGACUCCAAAAGCCCAGAGGAUUCUAUCACGCCUCUCAUGAAGUUCCUGGAGUCGGAGCUGCAGUACCUGAAUGUGCAUCUGGUCCAGGAGAACUUUAACAGCCUCCUGGGUCUGCUCUGGAACCACACCCUGCAUGUCCUGACCACUGCCACCAAACAGCAGGGUUGCUCCUCCAGGCACUACCAGAAGCUGCAGUUUGCUGUGAAGAACCUGGAGCACUGUUUCCAUGCGGAGGGCUGCGGGCUGUCCAAGGACACCCUCCACACUGAAGCAUUCAUGGCCCUGGAGAAGGAGCUGUUGCUCCGCUGUGCCACAAGCCGGGAGCUCAUCCAGAAAUACUUCAGCAACAGACUCCAGCAGCAGUUGGCGACCAGCUCAGAGAAGUACGGGGCUGUGACCAUCAAAGCACUUUACCGAGCCUCCGACCAGAAGCUCCGCAUUGAAAUCCUUAAUGCUGUCAACCUCAUCCCUCUGGACUCAAAUGGCUCAAGCGACCCCUUCGUCCAGCUGACCCUGGAGCCACGGCAUGAAUUUCCUGAGGUGGUGGCACGGGUGACUCAGUGCAAGAAGAACGAUCUCCAUCCACUGUUUGAUGAGGUCUUUGAAUUUUUGGUCCCUCCAGAGAAGUGCCAGCAGGAGGGGGCCUGCCUGCUGCUCACUGUGUUUGACUAUGACACCCUGGGAGCCAACGAUCUGGAAGGAGAAGCUUUUUUUCCCCUCUGCAACGUGCCAGGGCUCAACAAGAAUGACGAUGAGGUGGACACAGUCACGGUGCCCCAAACACGGCUGCCACUGACCCAUCCCAAACCCACUGGGGACCCAAUCCUGAAGCUGCUGGAGUUUCGCAAAGGGGACAAGGAGGCGCAGGCCUUCGUGAAGCUGCGCAGACAGCGGGCGAAGCAGUCCAAGGAGUUGGAGUGAUGCCCGCAGGCAGGGAGCGGCCAGG